UUAGCAUUUUAUUGCAAUUGGCACGUGAUCGAAUCACAUGACAUUGACGGGCUUGAUGUGAAAUCGACGACGCGGCGCGAUCGGGCGACGAGUUGAAGAGCAGUUGCAAAAGCGUCUCCGUUUUCAGAAAAAAAGGUCAAGGAUUUCACCGUCGACCGUCCUGCUGUGUUGAAAAAAAGUGACAAGGAAAGAUGUUGAAGAUCUUUCUAUUUGCACUGGUGGCCUUGGUUUGCUACACUGCCGGGGCACCAAGUACCAUGGAGGAUGAGGCCAAACACUGGGCAUUGCUGGUAGCCGGCUCCAGUGGCUGGUACAACUACCGACAUCAGGCUGACAUAUGCCAUGCCUACCAGGUACUGCAUGCUCACGGCAUUCCAGAUGACAACAUUGUUGUCAUGAUGUACGAUGACAUUGCCAACAAUGAGCAAAAUCCAGACAAGGGUGUGAUCAUCAACCAUCCCAAUGGACCUAAUUUGUACCCUGGUGUGCCCAAAGACUACAAUGGUGAUGAUGUGACUCCCAAGAACUUUCUGUCAAUUCUCCAAGGAGACAAAGCGGCAAUGCAAGGCAUUGGCAGUGGCAAGGUCAUCGCUAGUGGACCAAAUGACAAUGUAUUUGUUUACUUCUCUGACCACGGAGCCACGGACCUGGUUGCCUUCCCUACAUCCACGCUUUCUGAGAAGGAACUUAAAGAUGCUCUGACUAAAAUGGCAGCCGAGAAAAAGUUCAAGAAGUUGGUGUUCUACCUGGAGGCCUGUGAGUCUGGGUCCAUGUUUGAUAGCUACAAGAUUGACAAUGUCUUCACAACCACAGCUUCGGGUCCAGAUGAAUCGUCCUAUGCUUGCUACUAUGAUGAAAAACUAGAAACGUAUCUGGGAGACGUGUACAGCGUGAAGUGGAUGGAGAACUCUGAUGUGGCUGACUUCAAUGUUGAAACUCUGUUGAAACAAUUUGGUAUUGUGAAGGCGGAGACCAACACAAGCAAAGUCCACAAAUAUGGCGACAUGUCCUUUGAUAAAGACACACUGGGACAGUACCAGGGAGAGGGUGCAGAGGUGAAAUCGGCUGAAAAAGCUGCACAGUUGACAGAAGCACCUCUUGAUGCUGUGCCUAGCCCAGAAGUUCCCAUGGCGAUCUUGCAUCACCGUUUAAUGGCCGCCCGGGAUCCACGCAAACGCAGCGAGAUACUGCAGGAGAUCACUACCCUUGGAAAGAACCAGCAAGCCAUGGUGUCGGUGUUGCAAGCAACUGUCCAGACUGUCCUAAAUGACAACGGAGACCGGGCGGACAAAGUAAUGACCCGGCAUGGCGUCCAGGUGACCAACUGGGACUGCUACAAAACUGCCGUCGAGCAUUUCUCUGAGAAAUGCUUCCCCUUCCAAAAGCAUGACUAUGCUCUGUCGCUGAUGUACAUCUUGGCUAACCUUUGUGAGGAACGUGUGCCUACAGAGUUGAUCACCACUGCCCUCGAUGCACAGUGCCAGUAAAUCUUGUACGGCGUAUCGUUAUCCUGCCUCAGCUACGAGAGCGCUGUUGGUGGUUGCGCAUUUGGAACCCAGCGAAUAAUGGAAUGUAGUCAACGGGAUGAGCAUAGUACUCAAAUCGGUAGCUGUGAUUAAGUACUGAAAUAUAUAAUCAGGAUUUUUGAUUGCUGUGUUUUGUACUGUGUAAUGAACUUUAUAAAUAGAAGAUUUUUUAGGUCAAUGUUGAAUUUUUUUUUUUAGAAUAUGCUUGUUUCUCUCAUAAAUGUUUGUUUUUAAUGAUGCAAAUAAGUGGUUGUGAAUGAUUUUUAAAACUUAAGAUUUAUUUUGUACUUUGUAGUUGUUUGUUUUGCUAAUUAUAUUAUUACGGUGAAAGGGGUGGUUUGUUUUGCUUAUGAUAUUAUUGUGGUGAAAGGGCAUGUUAUUUUUGUAUACAAUAACUUCUUUUUUUAUUUUUGUAGUCUGUUAGUUUUUACAUUCCACUAUUAACAUGUAUGUCAUCCUAAGCACAUGCACAUUUUCAAAGACAGAACACUGCCGAUAUAUUGCUGCAAUUUUUUAAAGUUUUAAAUACCUCUGCAGAUUUUACUGUAAAAAAAAAUAUAUAAAACUCACUGGCUUUUUGUAUAAAGGGUUUAUUAGAGGUCAUUGUUUAAAUAUGCUUCAAAUAUUUCUUUGCCUACAGAAUUUGAUGGAUUUUAAUGUAACUUCAAUGGAGUCGAAGCUCAAGGUCAUCUACGUUUUUUUUACUAUUUUUGAAGAACACAAACAUAGGGAUUGACCGCGAAAAAACCCGACACGUGCGAUCCGUGGAUCACCUUGUUUUCCCCCUGAUAUUUUGUCUUUUAGGUAGUUGAUGGCAGCUUGUGGUACGAUUUUUAACAUUUAUUAACGGUAUCUGUAGUACUCGGAAUGCAGAGGCAUAUCAGUUGUAUGUAUAACCCAGUAUGACAGAUUUGCAAAAGUUGCGGAAGAAAAACCCCUUACUUUUUGGUAUUUU
Messenger RNA from Patiria miniata (bat star), 2481 nucleotides. Its product is annotated as legumain-like. The transcript has 13 exons. Gene Ontology annotation, biological process: vacuolar protein processing. Lineage: Eukaryota; Metazoa; Echinodermata; Asteroidea; Valvatida; Asterinidae. The record is from RefSeq and is a predicted model, not a curated record. Gene Ontology annotation, molecular function: cysteine-type endopeptidase activity. The coding region runs from base 192 to 1487 and encodes 431 amino acids.